This is a messenger RNA of Calidris pugnax (ruff), 2559 nucleotides long. RefSeq names its product DEAD (Asp-Glu-Ala-Asp) box polypeptide 49 (gene DDX49). The coding region runs from base 22 to 1461 and encodes 479 amino acids. Gene Ontology annotation, molecular function: ATP binding; nucleic acid binding; RNA helicase activity. The record is from RefSeq and is a predicted model, not a curated record. Lineage: Eukaryota; Metazoa; Chordata; Aves; Charadriiformes; Scolopacidae. The transcript is spliced from 13 exons.
CUGGUGCAGGUGGAGGCGGCCAUGGCGGAGUUCCGGGCGCUGGGGCUGUCGCCGUGGCUGGCGGAGCAGGCGCGGCAGGUGGGGCUGAGCCGGCCCACGCCCGUGCAGGCCGCCUGCAUCCCCCCCGUGCUGCAGGGCCGCGACUGCCUGGGCUGCGCCAAGACGGGCAGCGGGAAGACGGCGGCCUUCGUGCUGCCGGUGCUGCAGGUGCUCUCCGAGGAUCCCUACGGCAUCUUCUGCCUGGUGCUGACGCCCACCAGGGAGCUGGCCUACCAGAUCGCCGAGCAGUUCCGUGUCCUGGGGAAGCCCCUCGGCCUGAAGGACUGCGUGGUGGUGGGCGGCCUGGACAUGGUGGAGCAGGCGCUGGAGCUCUCCCGGAAACCCCACGUGGUCAUCGCGACGCCCGGCCGGCUGGCAGAUCACCUCCGCAGCUCCAACACUUUCAGCCUCAAAAAAAUAAAGUUCUUGGUUUUGGAUGAAGCUGACCGGCUGUUGGAGCAGGGCUGUGCUGACUUCACCCCGGACCUGGAGGUGAUUUUGGAUGCUCUCCCAGCACGCAGACAGACCUUGCUGUUCAGUGCCACGCUGACCGACACGCUGAAGGAGCUGCAGGGCCUGGCUGCCAACAGACCCUUCUUCUGGGAGGCUGAAUCCCAGGUGCGGACGGUGGAGGAACUGGACCAGCGCUACUUGCUCGUACCUGAAGCCAUCAAGGAUGCUUACCUUGUCCAUCUCAUCCAGACCUUCCAGGACGAGCACGACGACUGGUCUAUCAUUAUCUUCACCAAAACCUGCAAGGACUGUCAGGUCUUGAACAUGAUGCUGAGGAAAUACAACUUCCCUUCUGUAGCUCUGCAUUCCAUGAUGAAACAGCGACAACGAUUUGCAGCUUUAGCAAAGUUCAAGUCCAGCAUCUUUAAGAUUCUCAUUGCCACGGAUGUUGCUGCCAGAGGUUUGGACAUUCCUACAGUACAAGUUGUCAUCAAUCACAACACUCCUGGCCUGCCAAAAAUCUACAUUCACCGGGUUGGCCGGACGGCCCGGGCGGGUCGGAAAGGGAUCGCGAUUACCCUGGUGACACAGUACGACAUCCACCUCGUCCACGCUAUCGAGGAGGAAAUCAAGCUGAAGCUGCAGGAGUUCUCCGUGGAGGAGCAGUUGGUGCUUAACAUUGUCACCCAAGUGAACGUCACCAGGAGGCAAUGUGAAAUUGAACUGGAGGGAACGGAUUUUGACGAGAAGAAAGAAAUAAAUAAGCGGAAACAAAUGAUCCUUGAAGGGAAGGAUCCGGAUCUGGAGGCAAAAAGGAAAGCAGAGCUGGCCAAGAUCAGGAAGAAAAACAAGGAAUGCCGUGAGAAGGUCCAGCAGACGCUGCAGAAGAAAAAGCAGCUGCAGCUGAAGAGGAAACUGCAGAAGAAGAUGGAGCGACGGAACAAGGCGCGAGCUGCGGAGGAGAAAUAACAUCCCUCGGCUCAGACUGCCCUGAUGCUGCUGCUGGUUUGGGAAUUCCGGGAUCUAACGCGGUUUAAUGUGGACAUUUCUGACCUGAAAUCGGGGUUGGAGAGUACGGGGAGGUGGGGAAGGGGGGAAAGGACACUUUUGAACUGUCUCUGUUGUUUUUCCCUCCUGCACAGCGCUGCCGGCUUGAGCCGUUCUCCACAGGCUGGAGAUGUCUCUGGAAAAAUGUCUCUCAAGAGCACAUUUCCUUCCUCCAGCCAAGGAGAGGCCAGACCUGAAUCCUUGGUGAUGUGAAGGGAAAUAAAGAUUCCCCUCUCUUUUCUGCCUCCCUUCAGUCAUGGCUCCGUCCCUUUCGAGGGCUGGUGCUCGCCACUCGCCUCUUUAAUGUAUCAACAGAUUCUCCCCCUGAGCCAGAGUCUAAAAAUACUGUGACAAAAUGAGCUCAGCCCCAAUCUGUGCCGUGGCCCGGAGUUUUCCGAGAGGAAAAUUCCUGAAACACGUGGGGAGGUUGUAUUGUGUGCCUGGUCCUGGGGUCUUCUGGGGAUAAUCCUGUUUUAUACACGUAAGUGAUGCUCCUGCCUGUGAUUCUCUGCCUGGGUUUAGACUCUGGCCCUGGGCUGCUGCCCAUGGGGAUCUCAGAGUCAUGUUUUGGAGGACGGGGGCUGUUUGGGACUCUGUUUUUCUGGUUGAUUGCUCAGUUCAAAGAGUCUUUCAGGCACAGAAGAAACCCCAGGAGAAGGAUUGCCUUGUUUCUUGUACCACGUGAGAGUAACCAGAGCGGAUUGUAUUUGGGUCUGCUCUGUAGGUUUUUGGGCCUCCCCGUGCAGAUUUGUAUCAUGUAUGUUUGGAACAGGUUCUGCUGGAGGGGGCUGAGCCUCCCCUGAGAACCAGUUGUGUUUCCCUGGGGAGACAGAACUUAAAUUCCCCGAGUGGCUGAGGCCAGAGUUUGGCCAGCUCCGUUCUGGUGUCGGGAUGGAUCCUCAGUGCCUUCUCUAACGGUCAGAGCUCUCUCUGACGCUGUUAUUUCUGCCCUCUGGCUUACAAAAAUAGGAGGUUUUUUUUAUGGUCAGCGCCCAAAUAAAUAUUUAUUGCAACAAGUGA